Plectropomus leopardus (leopard coralgrouper) is the source of this 528-nucleotide messenger RNA. Lineage: Eukaryota; Metazoa; Chordata; Actinopteri; Perciformes; Serranidae. The record is from RefSeq and is a predicted model, not a curated record.
CAUUUUUUUCGUAUGUUUUUUCUCUUUACUCAAAACUGAGAGGAAAUACAGCGACGCGUCUCAGCAUUUGGAGCUUGUUUCUUGCAGGAGCAUGACGCAUGCUGUUCAUAUGACUGAUUUCACUUGAAGCUACACACAGAGAGAGAAAACGCGCAAUGGAGACGUUCACCAUACACGACAUGCUCAUAAAUUCAACUGACCUCAACAAGAUUUUGUGUAAUUUUGGGAUCAAGAAUAUCACGGAUUGCGAGGAGGAACCGUCACGCGAACCUAAAGACAUCAACGAGACAGUGCGGAUCGUCCUCUACAGCCUCAUCUUCCUCCUGAGUGUCCUGGGCAACAGCCUCAUCAUCGCCGUCCUGGUGAGGAACAGGCGCAUGAGGACAGUCACCAACCUCUUCCUGCUGUCUCUGGCAGUCAGCGACCUGAUGGUCUCACUGGUCUGCAUCCCCUUCACCCUCAUCCCCAACCUCAUGAGAGACUUCAUCUUUGGCAUCGGCAUGUGCAAGCUGGUCAUGUAUUUUAUGG